GUCUCCGGGACUUAAGCAAGGUUGGUGCCUGGGUAGAAUUGGAAUUAGCGAAAGGUUUUCGUAGACGGUAGGACGACUUUUCCAGCAAACAAGAUUCUCCUCGAUACUAGACACUCCACCAAUAAGCUAUUGCAUGCUAUCUCACGCAUCUACAAUGUAUAAUUGUAUACGGAGUUGACGUCCUCACAGUCUAUAGAACAGCACGUGUUAAAGCGGGCCCGCUUACCUCAUCAAAGUGGGCUGCAGGUGACCCGAUUUACCUAAAUCAUUGAAUAUCGAAUCCUCAAUUUCUCCCAAACUGCGUGGGCAGUCAUCCCACUUCGGUCCUUCUGUCCUGUACUCUCACCUUCACGACGUGACGACCCUGACGAAUCUCUUUGCGUCCUUCCUUUAAGCUCGAAAGUUCAGCCCAGCUCGGGUCUUUUACGUUGGAACAAGGCACUGUCACGCGCUUCUUGAGUGCCUACGACAUCUAACAUUACUCUUUACUCUUCCCAUAUACUCGGAGGGAAUUACUCUUCUCACAUUUUACAAUGGCUACCGAUAUCCCCAAGGUCGUCCCGUUGACCUGUCACGGGCACUCUCGUCCCGUCACGCAUUUGAGCUUUUCCUCGAACCUCGAGGACGAGCAGUAUUAUUUAAUCUCUGCAUGCAAAGAUAACAACCCUAUGCUCCGUGAUGGAAUCACUGGUGACUGGAUCGGCACAUUUCUCGGUCACAAGGGAGCAGUCUGGCAAGCCCGGCUAUCUGCAGACGCAGCCAUAUCCGCAACCGCCGCGGCUGAUUUCUCAGCGAAGGUUUGGGAUACAUACACAGGGGAAUGCCUGCACACGUUGCAACACGCACACAUUGUCCGAGCAAUUGCCUUCCCCAUCCAAACAAACCCCCAAGUUCUCGCAACAGGAGGCGCAGAGAAGAAGUUGCGCAUCUUCGACCUAACUCGCGGCGGCUCUGCUACUCCCGGCGGAGGCGGCAGCAACGGAUCAUCUCCGGCUCUCCCAACACCCAGCAGCGGCGGAAGUGGAGGAGAAGCCAACACAGAUACAGUGACGAGCUAUGAAAUCGGACCUGGUGUGCACGGUGGCACGAUUAAGUCUAUCGUCUGGAAUCAGGAUUACAAUAUUGUCACCACCGCGGCUGAGGACCGGAAGAUUCGAUGGUGGGAUUUGCGGUCUCGGCAUCCUGUGCUGGAGUAUGCGGUUGAGGGUGCUAUUGGGUCUUGUGAGCUGAAUAGUCUUGCUACUCGACCUAAUGAUUCCGGAAUCUUGACUGUUGCCGCGGGCAAGAGUGUGUAUCUGUUUGAUGGGCUGCAGCCUGGUCGACUUUUGAAACAGAUUGAUUUUGGAUACGAGGUUGCCAGUGCCGCAGUCAACAGUGAGUCUGGGCGCUUGGUCACAGGUAGUGCGAACGAUACCUGGGCCCGGGUCUACGAUUUGAACACAAAUGAAGAGUUAGAGGUUCAAAAGGGUCACCAUGGACCUAUUUGGUCCAUCAGCUUCUCUCCUGAUGGCAAGCUCUACGGCACUGGUAGUGAAGAUGGAACCAUCAAGCUGUGGAAGGCUUGCCGUGAGCCAUACGGCUUAUGGCGGUGAAGUGGAAUUCAAGUUUAGAUUUGAGAAUUCCGCUAUGUACAGCAAAAGGUUCGAAUGGGGUUUCCGUCUGCUAUGCAGCGUAUCUUAUAAUGUGACCCUAGGGUGUUCCAA
This is a messenger RNA of Penicillium pulvis, 1703 nucleotides long. RefSeq names its product WD40 repeat domain-containing protein. Gene Ontology annotation, molecular function: protein binding; RNA binding. Gene Ontology annotation, biological process: spliceosomal snRNP assembly. Lineage: Eukaryota; Fungi; Ascomycota; Eurotiomycetes; Eurotiales; Aspergillaceae. The record is from RefSeq and is a predicted model, not a curated record. The transcript has 6 exons. Bases 534 to 1592 code for a protein of 352 amino acids. Gene Ontology annotation, cellular component: SMN complex.